CACUCUAUUCGCUAAUCACAUUUCGAUCCCCAAUGGUUUUGUCGGUGUACAAUGAUUAUUAAUUUAUUGAAGAGGCAAAUACCCGGUGCCCAUGAACACUGUAGGAUCUUGACUCUCAAAAAUCAAGUGUAAAUAAAUCAGCUUUACUUCACUCAUUAGUCUCUACAUAGAAUGAAAGACAAGUGCUCAAAUCUCAAUUACCAAGCUCUAUGAGAUUUAUUUCUUGGUUCUGAUUGAGGCUUGUGAGAAAAGUGGGAAAAAAUGUUGGGUCGGCCGUCAAUUUUGCUGUCCCGGACUGGAAAUUUCAGGCCAGAAAAUUUGGGUCAAAAUGCUAUGGCAAUGAUAGGGAACCUUUGUUUCACUAUAUUUGUACUUGGGGUUUUGAUUUUCACUAUAAUUGCUGCAACUUAUCAGCCUGAAGACCCUUUGUUUCACCCUUCAGAAAAAAUCACUAAUUUCCUUGCUUCCAAAUCUAAUGCUACAUUUAGAGCUGAUGAUACUGUUGUGAGGACUGGUGAGGACUUUCUCGGUGCUAAUCAGACAGCAUUUUCGACCUUCAUUAACCUCAAUGAUGUUGAUGUUCCGGAAACUGCUGAUGCUGGAAGUGUCACUGAGAAUAAUUUGGAUUGUCGUGGCAAGAUUGACGAUCCCAUCGAUUGCACUGAUCCGGACGUGUUUCAUUUGUUGAUGAGGGCUGCCAUUGAGAAGUUCAAGGACAUACAUUUUUACCGGUUUGGGAAGCCGGUCAGGGGAUUGAAUGAUAGUUCCUGCCACAUGGCAUGGCGGUUUAGGCCUAAGGAAGGGAAGACUGCUACCUUUUAUAAGGAUUACCGGUCUUUUGUAGUUUCUAGGUCGGAGAACUGCACCCUUGAUGUGGUCAGUAUAGGUGAUUAUCAUUCUGGUGGAAAUGCUCGCAAGAGGAAGAGAAAGAACAAGACAGGGUUUGACGGAACUCCUGGUAAGCUAGAUGAGGGGUUUGAGAAGGCAACUCCUAAGACAGAGGGUGAACCUAUUGCUCUGCCUGUGGUUGGGGAAGCUGUAAAUGACUCACUGCCUGUGGUGGAGUCGGAGAGUUCAUUUGGUAAUGGUAAGUAUUUGAUUUAUUCUGGAGGUGGGGAUAGGUGCAAGAGCAUGAGCCAUUACCUUUGGAGCUUCAUGUGUGCGUUGGGAGAGGCUCAAUAUUUGAAUAGGACAUUGGUAAUGGACUUAAGUAUUUGUUUAUCCAAGAUUUACACUUCGUCUGGUGUAGAUGAGGAAGGAAAGGAUUUCAGGUUUUACUUUGAUUUUGAGCACUUAAAGGAUUCAGCGUCGGUCCUCGAUCAGGUCCAGUUUUGGUCAGAUUGGAAGCAAUGGCAUAAAAAAGACGGACUAAGUUUGCAUCUUGUGGAAGAUUUUAGGAUUACACCGAUGAAGUUAUCUGGAGUGCAGGAUACUUUAAUCAUGAGGAAAUUUGGUUCUGUAGAGCUAGAUAAUUACUGGUACAGGGUAUGCGAGGGCGAGACAGAAUCUGUCGUUCAAAGACCAUGGCAUCUGGUAUGGAAAUCAAGACGAUUGAUGGACAUUGUUUCAGCUAUUUCAUCAAGGUUGAAUUGGGAUUAUGACUCAGUUCAUGUUGUAAGGGGGGAGAAGGCAAGGAAUCAUGAAAUGUGGCCACAUUUGGCAGAAGAUACUUCUCCCGAGGCUCUACUGUCUAGCUUGCAGGACAAGAUCGAUGAUGGGAGGAACCUGUACAUUGCAACCAAUGAACCAGAUACAUCCUUUUUUGACCCUUUAAAAGACAAGUAUUCCACCCAUUUCCUUCAUGAAUAUAAAGAUCUUUGGGAUGAAAACAGUGAGUGGUAUGCAGAGACAGCCAAACUUAAUAACGGGAAUCCAGUUGAAUUUGAUGGGUACAUGAGGUCGUCAGUCGACACGGAAGUUUUCUUUAGGGCUAAAAAGCAGGUUGAGACAUUUAAUGAUCUCACCAAAGACUGCAAGGAUGGGAUCAAUACAUGCACUUCGUCCAGCUAAUUUCUGACUGGCAUUUGAACUUUGAAGCUUUACUCCUGCAGUUUUUGGAUAAAUCUAUACCAUACUGUUUGUUUUAGGUAUGUUUUUGUCUUAGUUUUUAGAAUGAAUUCGUAAGUAUCUAUUUUGAAAAGCAAUAACAGAUUAGUUCUUUAGUUGGGGUACCUCUUUAUAGUGUAGUUGCAUUGUUCUCGGUUUCUGCUUCAAGCUUGUAUCCUUCCAUUUGGUAAGUUAAUAAGAAUGUCAUUUGUGCUCC
Molecule: messenger RNA, 2263 nt
Organism: Capsicum annuum
Lineage: Eukaryota; Viridiplantae; Streptophyta; Magnoliopsida; Solanales; Solanaceae
Exons: 2
Coding region: 262-2010 (582 amino acids)
Cellular component (GO): Golgi apparatus
Source: RefSeq, a predicted model, not a curated record